AUGCUAUUCAAACAGCAGGCGUUGCUGAGACAGAAGCUCUUUGUGCUAGGCAGCCUUGCUAUUGGAAGUCUCCUAUAUCUAGUUGCCAGAGUUGGGAGCUUGGAUAGAUUGCAGCCCCUCUGCCCCAUCGAUGGUCGAUUUGGACCCCGCGGCCAGGACGAUAUCCCGCUGCGAGCCCUGCAGUUCAAGCGAGGGCUGCUCCACGAAUUCCGAAAGGGCAAUGCCACCAAGGAACAAAUUCGACUGCACAAUCUGGUUCAGCAGCUUCCCAAGGCCAUUAUCAUUGGGGUGAGGAAAGGAGGCACCCGGGCACUACUGGAGAUGCUGAACCUUCACCCAGCAGUGGUCAAAGCUUCUCAAGAGAUUCACUUCUUUGACAAUGAUGAGAACUAUGCCAAGGGGAUUGAGUGGUACCGGAAAAAAAUGCCUUUUUCUUACCCUCAUCAAAUAACAAUUGAGAAAAGCCCUGCAUAUUUUAUCACUGAGGAAGUACCUGAAAGGAUUUACAAAAUGAACUCAUCUAUCAAAUUAUUGAUCAUUGUCAGGGAACCUACCACAAGAGCUAUUUCUGAUUACACUCAGGUGCUGGAAGGUAAGGAAAGAAAGAACAAAACUUACUACAAAUUUGAGAAGCUAGCUAUAGAUCCUAAUACCUGUGAAGUGAACACUAAGUAUAAAGCGGUGAGAACCAGCAUCUACACAAAACAUCUGGAGAGAUGGUUAAAAUAUUUCCCUAUUGAGCAGUUUCAUAUCGUGGAUGGAGACCGGCUCAUCACAGAACCACUGCCAGAACUCCAGCUGGUCGAGAAGUUCCUAAAUCUUCCUCCAAGGAUAAGUCAGUACAAUUUAUACUUCAAUGCCACCAGAGGAUUUUACUGCUUGCGGUUUAACAUUGUCUUUAACAAGUGCCUGGCGGGUAGCAAGGGACGCAUCCAUCCAGAGGUGGAUACCUCUGUCAUUACCAAAUUGCGCAAGUUCUUUCAUCCUUUUAAUCAAAAAUUUUAUCAGAUCACUGGGAGGACAUUUAACUGGCCCUAA
Molecule: messenger RNA, 1038 nt
Organism: Colius striatus (speckled mousebird)
Lineage: Eukaryota; Metazoa; Chordata; Aves; Coliiformes; Coliidae
Gene: HS3ST5
Product: heparan sulfate-glucosamine 3-sulfotransferase 5
Exons: 2
Coding region: 1-1038 (345 amino acids)
Molecular function (GO): [heparan sulfate]-glucosamine 3-sulfotransferase activity
Source: RefSeq, a predicted model, not a curated record